GAGCACAAACUGGUGGCAUGAACAUACGUUGGGCGUACGUACAAAUCGUUGUCUCUGUGCAGCCCGAACUAAACCCACACGAACGUGAGUGCCACUUCUCCUGUAAUUUUCAUUGUUUUAUUCCUUGUUGCCAUGGCUAUGUAGGGCAUAGCACCCACGUCAGGCAAAUCAGGUUGUUCCCCGCCUUUCGAAGACAAAACUCAUAGCCAUGAAGUGCAUCCGCGUGACAGCGCCUGGGAAGCCCCUAGUCUUCCUUGACGAUUAUCCGAUUCCAAAAGCCCCGGAUGGCGGAGCUGUCGUAAAGAUUUCCUAUAGUGGUGUGUGCCAUACUGACGUACACUUCUGGGAAGGAGGCUACACUUUGGGCGGUGGGAAAGAACUGAAAUUUCAGGACCGGCCGGGUUUCUUGUACCCGUGUGUACCAGGACAUGAAAUAUCAGGCAUUCUUUUCUCUCUGGAUGAGAGAGCCACCAAGGACGACAGCCAGAGUGGUUUGAAGUUGGGAGAUCGCGUGGUUGUCUAUCCGUGGAUCUUCUGCAAUGCAUGCCGUCCUUGUAGAUUGGGAUACAACAUUUUCUGUGAUGGAUCUCCGCCAGUGUACAUUGGGAUGACACGAGAUGGAGGAUUCGCACAGUAUGUUGCUGUGCCUGAAGUUCGGUACGUGGUCCCUGUGUGUGCAUCCAUACCUCUGACGGUGGCUAGUCUUCUCCCCUGCAGUGGGCUAACUGCUUACCACGCCGUCGAAAAUGCCGUGGAGUUUGUGAAGAAUGUCACCGAGAUCAAAGGUUGUUGCUCUGUGAUGGUGAUUGGGGCAGGUGGGCUUGGCCAAUGGGGAAUUUGUUUUGCCCGGUCCCUGUACCCAUCAGAAACGCAAAUCAUAUGUGCAGACGUCAAGCAAAAACCACUGGACUUGGUUACAAGUAAUGUCGGUACUGUUGAGCCGUUACUCAUAGAUCAACACAAGUCCAGCGACAGCAUCAUUCAGCAAGUCAAGACGGCUUCUCGCACCGGUAGCGGCGUUGAUCUCAUAUUGGAUUUUGUCGGUUCAACUCAGACGUUCGAGGUCGCCAAGAAGUCACUGAGAAUGCGAGGUCGUUACCAUGUGAUUGGUCUUCUUGGUGGUGAGGCGCAUAUGUCGCUACCUGAAGUGGUACUGAAUGGACGCUCCAUCAUUGGCAUCAAAGUAGGCAGUCUGGUCCAGCUCAGGCGAUUGGUGGAUCUCAUGGCCAAAACGCCGUCACUCUUUGCCAACCUUCAGUACACCGUCCACCCACUGGAAGAUGGCAUCCAAGCCAUGGAAAAAGUUGCCAAAGGGCAGAUCAUUGGUCGGGCUAUUCUGAAGUGUUGCGGCGAUGAUGAAUAGCCUUGCCAGAAAUGGGAAGAGCCACAACUCUUGUCGUCACUGGUAUAAUGAAAGCGACAUUUAUUGAGUGGAACGCUGGCCAGAUCUGCCUAAUCAUAUGAGUUUCCUCAAGUCAUCUGUCUGUGAAGAACCCCUUUUCAUCUUUUGUUUAAAAUAGCAGUGAAUAAGUGUUUCUAUUCAGAGUAAACGUUUAGAGUAUCAAACAUGAUGAAUGUCUGCACAGCCUAAGAUGUGUCAUAUUUUCAAGAAAUCAUAAUCAUUGCGAAUUUAUUUCAAAAGGAUAUCAGUCUAUAAGAAAAUGGAAAACGCCUAAGGUGGGCCGAUUUAAAUCACCUUGAGUUAAAUUGUGAUUCAAUCAAAUGAUUUUUUUAAAUCACUGAGUUAAAACCAACAUAUUGAUAUUUUGGGGGAAAGGCGAAACAUUUAGUAAUUUCAAUGUUUUCCAACUGAUUUGUAAUUUUUCCAGCUUUUGUACAUUUUAAGUAGCAAAUUCACCCCGUGGGUCCUUCCCUUCCAAGUAUUUAACAUAAAUCUGAAUGUACAUGUACAUGUGUUAACACAAUCUGGGUUGGCAGGAUUUUUCAAUUCAAUUAACAUGUUUACAUUUAAAACAGCUUUAUGGAUUCAUUUUUUUUUCACUCAUUGGUUAUUAGGUACUAGUUUCUUGUCAACAAAUUCCUUUGGAACUCUGGUUUUGUUACAACUGCUGUAAAAUUUGGUACUUUACCCUUUUACCUAAAUCCCCGGAGCAGCUGUCUUCUCUGGGGGUCCAUAAGGUGCUAUAUACUGCCUGCACCUGUGACUGGACAACACUGAAUGCGGUUUUUGUUUUUCAUCAGAAUUACUUGAUUAAAUUUGUUCAAUUCAUUCCAAAUUCAUUUGUUUAUAAAAGAAAUGAAUAAAAGAAAUUAACAUACUAAAUUUGCUUUUACGCUUAUUACGCCGACUUGUCUCCGACUUGUCUUGAAAUGAAAAAUCCGAUUUUAAUAAAAACAAAA
Acanthaster planci (crown-of-thorns starfish) is the source of this 2361-nucleotide messenger RNA. RefSeq lists its product as uncharacterized. Gene Ontology annotation, cellular component: cytoplasm. Gene Ontology annotation, molecular function: alcohol dehydrogenase (NAD+) activity. The record is from RefSeq and is a predicted model, not a curated record. Lineage: Eukaryota; Metazoa; Echinodermata; Asteroidea; Valvatida; Acanthasteridae.